Parnassius mnemosyne (clouded apollo) is the source of this 1964-nucleotide messenger RNA. Lineage: Eukaryota; Metazoa; Arthropoda; Insecta; Lepidoptera; Papilionidae. The record is from the annotation of a GenBank genome assembly.
AUUGAUCCCGGUACGUUCCCCGAGGGCCGACGCCAUGUCGGAGCUCGCGCCCGAGUUCGGCGCGCUGCACCCGCUAGUCCCGCCGCUCGCCCUCGCGGUUUGCAUAUCGUGCGUCGCUGGCGCCGGGGCUCUCGCCAACUGCGCGCUUUUAGCCGGGCUGUUCAAGCGGUCAAGAAACGGUAAAUGUUCAAACAAACUUUAAUACGAGUUUACCAAUACCAAAUUAAGAUACGAAAUAAGUAAAUGACUGAUACCAAAGCAUUGAGAAUUUUUGUCUAUUAUUAUGUAUUUCUAAGUUUUUCACUUUUAAAUUUCUUAGAUUAUUCAAUAAAAUAUUUAUUUAAUGUAUACAAAAUGUACCUAUUCGUAGUUAUCUUUGCUUCUGUCUACAUAGUAUCGAUUGUGAUCGAAAAUGUAUUCGUUCAAGUAAGCCAUAAACGAAAAAUGUUGUCAUUUAAUUUGUUAAAUGAAAAAAAUCAGGUGUGACAUCUAUAGCACAAUUUCUUUUAAUAGCUAGCUUCUAGUAAUAGAUACAUACUAAAAACGACAAUUAUUAUCGAUGUUGACGAAACCCGGGAUGACAUGAUGAUAAUAAACUUGUAAUUUUGUUUAAGUUUAACUUCUAUCUAAAUACAAAAUUUCUUUCAAAUCGUGUCUGUAAACCCAAUCACAUAUUAUACACAACUUGCUGCUCGCUUAAAGUAUAGGAUAAUUUAUCUACUAGUACUGAUUUAGUUUUAAAUUAAAAUUUGUCUUAACUUUUUAAUGAUGCCACCUAAGAUAUUCUAAAAACAAUAAUCCGAAAAAUUGCUCUUACUGAAUACUUUGAUGAAGUAUUGAAAAUAUUAUUGAUAAUCUGCACACGCUUCAGACCAAUAAAUAUUUAUUUUAUUUUAAUAAAAAAAGUAUAAAAAGUGGGGGGAGGGUGUGAAAUUACUAUUUUCUUUCUUGAUUUUUUUUCUUUUCAGGCCUGAUUUCUAUACUCAUACAUUUAUCUAUAGCAGACUUAAUAUUGCUGGGAACUUCCAUUGCACCAGAGCUAUGGGCCUUCAACACAAGAACUUGGUAUUUUGGCAGGAGCGCUUGUAUAGCAUAUCGUGGGCUAAAUGUUUUCUCUACGACGGCAUCUUUAUAUUUAGUUGCUACCAUGGCUCUUCAUGCGUUGGCUACUGUACGCCUGGAAGAAAAAGUUUCACAAAGUUCUAUGAAAAGAGAUGAUCGUAAUGAUGAUGAUGAAAUAAGGUCAUCGCGACACAGCCUUGUCACUAGUGACACCUCAACUCCACCUCGAACCAUGAACGUAGAUUACCGGUUGACCGACACAAGAAUCCGAAUUGCUCCUCCAGUAGCUUUUGUAUGGGUGUUAUCUGCAUCACUUAGCAUUCCGGAAUUUGUAUUGGCCACUACAGUCCACUUUGAUCACGAUGUGGUGUUAUGCACCCUUGUGGACACAACUCAUAGACUUAGUAUGCAUUCGUUGCUAGCAGUAUUCAACUUAUUCUUACCCUUUAUGAUAAUGAGCACAGCCGCUAUUUUAAUAAUUAUCAAACUAAAGUCGAAAAAGAGACGCUCGCAAUGUAGUGAGAGUGGGACACAUUCUGCGCUAAAAUUAUCACUGUCUUUUAUUUCCAUGUAUAUCAUUCUAUGCACACCACGUUCCAUUGUUAUGGUGUACAGUUUGUAUUCGACAUCAACAGCUGAUAAUGAAUAUGCUUUAGAGCAACCGAAUUACACUUUAGCUUUAGCUAAUCUGGUUUGCAGCUGUAUUUACCUUGUGGCAAUAGUUGUACGUCCCUUACUUUGUAUAACACUUCUUCCGUGUUUAAGAAAAAGCUUUUUUGAUCGAAGAAAUUCUAACAUGAUUGAUAUUUAAAUUUAAUGACAACAACUGUGAUCCUGUUUAUGUAGGUAUGGAAUACAUCGUAUUUUAUAAAAUGUAAAAUUAUUAAUAAAUUUAUGACAUU